AGAUCACAGGAUUGUCAUUGGGAGAUCUUGGAUAAAACUCCAAAUCCAAAAUGGAUCCGACCUUGUAUAAAGCUGCGAUGAGAGGCAAUAUCGGAGAUGCCUAUUUUCUACUUGCUGAUCAUUUGAAAAGGGAUGAAGAAAAUGGCUACCAAGUCACUCCGAAGGGCAACACGGUACUCCAUGUCGCAGCCCUCUAUGGCCACUCCCAUUUCGCGGCAGAAGUCCUUAAGGUUACUCCGGCAAUGUUACGCUGUCAAAACAAGAAAAAUGAAACCGCUCUUCACAUAGCAGCUAACGAAGGGCACGCUGAAGUAGUACGUGCGCUACUUGCAUGUAUAGAAGAUCAUAAUACUAAGGAGAAACUCACGAGGAUGACAGAUGCUAGUGGAGAUACAGCCCUGCACAAGGCCGUGAGGAGCGAACAUCUAGAUGUGGUUAAGCUCUUGGUGAAAGAAGAUUCUGAAUUUGAAUUUCCGCCUAACCAUGCGCAGGAGACGCCACUGUAUCUGGCGGCUGAAUCUGGUUUUCAUGAUGCUUUGAUUAAUAUCUUGGAAUACUGCAAGAAACCAACUUAUGCCGCAGGUCCAUCUAAUAGAACGCCGCUGCAUGCAGCAGUAAUUCAUGAACACAAAGAUUGCAUUAGAUCACUAUGGCGAUGGAAUAAGCCUUUAUGCGAGGAACCUGACUUUUGGGGUUGGAAUUCACUGCACUAUGCUGUUAAAUUAGGAUUGGCGUACGUAGUAUCUGAUAUGCUGGCGUGGAAAAAAUCCUUAGUGUACCUUCCGGCUGGCAGUGAAAAUGACUGGACAACAGCAAUUCACAUUGCAGCCAGCGAAGGUGAUGUAAACAUGAUCAAUGAGCUAUUAAAUCACUGCCCUGAUUGUUGGGAUAUGCUUAACAGCAACAGUCAAAAUGCUCUUCAUGUUUCCGUAUUGAACAAUCAAGACGAGGUAGUCCGCUUCUUAUUAGACUCUAAUAAGUGCGACAGCCUUGUUGAUGAGCCAGAUAGCGACGGCAACACUCCUCUCCAUUUGCUUGCUUCCUCUGGUAACCAUGUGCCUGAAUUAAUAAACCAUCGUAGAGCAAAGAAGAUGUCAUUUAACAAAGAAAAUCAGACCCCACUUGAUAUAGCAUUGUCAUGCACAGUGACAGCAAAGAAGGAGAAAUUGAUGGAGGAUUUGUGUAGCAUUGGCCGACUUGGAAAACGUGACUUUAAGGUAAAGCGGAAGUACGAGUACAUGCCCAAUCCAAAUGCUGAAAUGGGAACAGGAGGCAAAAUGCAACUGAGAGAAGAUGAUCACGAUAAAGCUAAAAAGGCAGAUCAAACAGUAAUCGAAAGUAUUAUGAAGAUAGAAAACGUUGCUAUCAACCAGCAUGAGGCUAUUCAGAAAUUUAUUCAGGGAACUGUUGCAGAUGGUGCCCCGGUUGUACCAAUAUCUGCACGAUUAAAGUACAACAUCGAUGUCGUCUGUGAAUAUAUCGUGAAAAAGAUUCCCAUUCCUAAGAGGAAUUUCAUCUCACCGCCAGAUAUGAUUGUUAUUCGCUCAUUUGAUGUAAAUAAACCUGGUUUUGAAGUUGAUGAAAUCAGAGGGGGUGUUGCCGGUGGCAGUAUUUUGAAGGUAUGUUUGUACUUUCUUGCAGUUAACGAUAUGAUGCAACUCACAGAAUCAGUUAAUGCCCAAGGAUCAUUUUUAUUUGAUUAUUCCUUCAACAAGUUCGGAAGCUUGUUUUAG
Messenger RNA from Capsicum annuum, 1733 nucleotides. RefSeq names its product ankyrin repeat-containing protein ITN1-like. The transcript is spliced from 5 exons. Gene Ontology annotation, molecular function: protein binding. Bases 51 to 1733 code for a protein of 560 amino acids. Lineage: Eukaryota; Viridiplantae; Streptophyta; Magnoliopsida; Solanales; Solanaceae. The record is from RefSeq and is a predicted model, not a curated record.